AUGAGAGGGAGCUUGUGGAACCGUCGAACGGUACAGAGGCUGCGGCAGGCGUUGAUCUCGACCGUUGGAUCCAUGAAGAUCAAGCUUCUGCUCUGCUGUUGUAUCGGCUUCACGCUCAUCGCGCUCGCCAGCCGAGCUUCGGACUUUAUGGGAUGGACCAAUCACACUGCUGCUCUGGAGCGGUUCUCUGAUUCACGGAAAGGAUAUUCUAUUGUAAUGAACACUUGGAAGAGAUAUGAUCUUUUGAAGCAGUCAAUUUCUCACUAUUCUAGAUGCCCUCGGCUUGAUUCGAUACAUAUUGUGUGGAGUGAGCCAAGUCCUCCUUCAGAUUCUCUGAGAAAAUUUCUAUACCACAUUGUACAAUUGAAUACUAGAGAUGGGCGACAAGUUGAACUGAAAUUUGAUAUCAAUACCGAAGACAGCUUGAACAACAGAUUUAAAGAAAUUAAGGAUCUGAGAACAGAUGGCAUUUUCUCAAUUGACGAUGAUGUUAUAUUCCCUUGCCCUUCAGUAGAAUUUGCUUUCGAUGUUUGGCAAAGUGCAUCAGAUACAAUGGUUGGAUUCGUGCCUCGCAUGCACUGGGUUGAUCUGACCAAAGGUGAUAAGAAUCACUACAUUUAUGGCGGAUGGUGGUCAGUUUGGUGGACAGGUUCAUACAGUAUGGUACUGUCUAAGGCAGCCUUCUUCCACAAAAAGUACCUAAGUCUGUACACAAAUGAAAUGCCAGCAUCAAUCAGAGAAUUUAUAACCAAGAACAGGAACUGUGAAGACAUUGCGAUGUCUUUUCUCGUAGCAAAUGCAACUGGUGCUCCUCCAAUAUGGGUGAAAGGUAAGAUAUUUGAGAUUGGUUCAACUGGAAUCAGUAGCUUAGGAGGUCACAGUGAAAAAAGAACCCACUGCAUCGACAGAUUUGUUGCCGAGUUUGGACGAAUGCCAUUGGUACCGACGUCUGUGAAGGCUGUUGACAGUCGCAACAUCUGGUUUUGGUGA
Molecule: messenger RNA, 990 nt
Organism: Prunus armeniaca (apricot)
Lineage: Eukaryota; Viridiplantae; Streptophyta; Magnoliopsida; Rosales; Rosaceae
Source: the annotation of a GenBank genome assembly